Molecule: messenger RNA, 540 nt
Organism: Penicillium cosmopolitanum
Lineage: Eukaryota; Fungi; Ascomycota; Eurotiomycetes; Eurotiales; Aspergillaceae
Exons: 1
Coding region: 1-540 (179 amino acids)
Source: RefSeq, a predicted model, not a curated record
AUGCGAUCGAGCAUGACUUUCGAUGACCCUUUCGAUGUUGACAUAACUAUCUCUCUUGUGUUAAGCUGUCUGGAAGAUAUUCGGAUGCAGCUGGAAGGAAAUAAUGUCGUGGAAAUUGCAGAAGAUAUUUCCCUGACUCAGAACCUGGCGCGGUACCAGCUGAGCGCAUUCCUAUAUGCCACUUACAUCCAUCUCUUUCGAUCACUCUUGGAUGUGCCUCCACGCCGAGUUGCGAAAUAUGUGGAAUUGGUAUUUGUCAAUACUCAUGCCUUUUAUUCUCGAAGCAGAGGAAAUUUCUCCUUAUGGCCAGCGUUCAUCGCUGCAGUGGAAGCUUAUACAGAAUACGACAUUAGCUUGGCCACAGAAUGGCUUGAACAAUCCAGCAAUUUCGGGCUUGGGAACAGACGGAAAAUCAAGCAAAUUGUCGAAACUGUGUGGAUAAGAAGGAAUCUGGUGCAGUUGGAGACAAAUAUGGACAAGGGUCUUAUACCAAUAGAUUGGAGGGAAAUCGGUCUCGAUACGGAUAUCCUCUUAGUUUGA